Molecule: messenger RNA, 1966 nt
Organism: Salvelinus sp. IW2-2015
Lineage: Eukaryota; Metazoa; Chordata; Actinopteri; Salmoniformes; Salmonidae
Source: RefSeq, a predicted model, not a curated record
AUAAAUMAUAUUUUUUGCUCCAUUAGGAUUUUUUACUAACUCCAAAUUACAGAGGGAAACGACAAAACUACGUMUAUAGGGAUUUAAUUUGACAUUUUACGGAGUUGUUUUGUCUUCGCGUCAUUGCUGGUGAAAAUGUAUGGGCGCGCUCCAAGAGUUACCUACCUCACYGUGGGCAGCACCACGUCCGAAGUUGGGCCAGGAUCAUACGAGGUCAUUCAAUAUAAAACCAAAAAAUCAGAUGGCUAUGCUCCGUUCCUCUCACUCUCCAACCGGCCCUCAAUGUUCCACAGGUCCAGCAAUGACAAAGCCUUGCCUGGACCGGGACAAUACAACAGCUCACAUAGCAAGGAUAACAUUCUGGGAGGACAAAGUCUAAAGAAUCGAUCAAAGCGGUUUGAUGAGGUGGUGUCAGAAGUCCCGGGCCCUGGAACGUACAACGUCCGGCAGGCAGCAGGAAACACACUGAGGGGAGCUGAGAGUGAGCCUCCGGGGAAGAGACGCACCAAGGUGUGGCUUCAGGGUGUUCCUACUCGCCUCAACUUCCUGCCACAGCCAGACAUUCCUUCCAUCCCAUCUCCUGGGCAGGCCUUUGGCUAUGAAGACAAUGGACAGGGAUUUCUUUGCAAGCAAAAGGCACCAGCAAAGGAUGAUACAUUAGGACCUGCUUUCUACAACCCAGUGGUGGCAGAAACCAGCUUCUCUCUGAAGUACAAAGGCGUCCAUUUUGGGAAGAUGACAGGGAAGCGAGGCGAGGUGAAGGGAGUAGAGGGCCCUGGACCAGGGCAAUAUGAUCCUGAAGAGUAUUCCACGACGGAGUACGAGAACGUCAAUGUGAGGAAGGGGCAGAAGAGUCGGGCCGAGCUGGUCGUCCCGCGCUACCACGAGAUUGUCACCUUGCAGGAGGAGAAGAAGGUAGCUCCUUAGGGGAUUGCCAGUCCAGGCCAGUACCACAUCAGGAGUCAGUUUGAGAAGCCGAGCAGGCCCGUACGGCAAUCUCCUGUCUUCAGCCCUCCUUUCCUCUCUCAGGCGCAGCGGUUCAGUCCUGUGAAGGAACUGGCUCCUCCUGUAGGUAUGUACAAUGACCCGCGCUGUGCUCUAGAGAUCCUCAAGAAGACCACUGGAAUGCAGAGAAAUCCCUUUGGCCUGACUGCUGUUCGGUUCCUUCCUGACAGCCGGAAACAGUCCACUCCAGGUCCUGGUGCCUAUAAUAUGUUUGAAUAUGGCCUGGCCCAGGACAGCAUGAAAAAGGCUUACCUAGAGAGUACCAGGAAGGGAGGCUUCGGUUCGACAGCCCAACGCAGUCUCGUGUUCCACAACAAUGACGAGGUCCCUGGGCCUGGCCAGUACAAGCAAAAGAGGUCAAACAUGAUUUAUUUUUUUGCAAGACGGUUCGACUGUGCUUUGUGUAAAAUGGAGAUCCGUGCGCUGCUGCAUAACACAGAAAAACAGGACACCCCUCCUCCCAGCUCCUACAACGUGCGGGAGUCUUUUGAGAAGACGUACGGCCGCGCCUCCUUCUCAGGACCCAGGAGCGAGGGGGGCAGGAAACGCCAGAGCUCAUUCCUGAGCGCAGCACCCAGACACUCCUCCUUCCUGAGCUGCGAUCCGGACUUCCCAGGUCCAGGUCAGUAUAGUCCUGACAUCAAGUCCAGUCCCCAGAUGGCUCUGAUCGUGUCCAGGGAGGAUCGCUUCAAAGGCCCCAAGAACACCAACCCCGGCCCAGGCACCUAUGAGCUCAGCCCAGCGAUCAUGGACACGGUUCUGAAGGGCACGUUCAACGUAACCCUCAACAACCCGCUGAGCAACCACUACCCUGCCCCUCACCUACUGAGUGCCAUGCCGCCGCCGCUCACCCACAGCAGUGUAUAGAGCAGGGUCAAAGGGAGCUUUUUUUGGAGGAAACCACAGACUGCCCUGAUGUUUCAGCAUUGGGAAAAACAAUUAAAAUAAAUAGAUGUUAAAC